AAAAGACAGGUGAAGUAAACAGAUAAGUUUUGAGAGAGCUGUGUGCAAGCAGUGAAGAUCCAAAACAGAGUUACUGAAGAAAGUAGCUACCAGCCUUCAGAUUUUUAUAUUACAGCUAUUCGUCCAUCAUGAAGCUAAACAUUUUUCUCCUCCUGUGUCUCACUGGUCUCAUGCCAGUUGUCAUAUCCACCCGUCACAAAUAUCACCUGGUCAAGCAAUCAUAUUCAUGGCCAAUGGCUCAGAAUUACUGCAGGGUGAUGUACACUGAUAUGGCAACAAUCGUAACUGAUGAUGAUUGGUUACGACUAAACAAAGAAGCAGUGAGCAAAGGCUACACUGGAUAUUCCUGGAUUGGAUUGUACAAUGAUGUCAAUAGCUGGCGCUGGUCAUUAAACGAGCUCCCACUGAAGAAUGUCACUUAUACAAACUGGUACUCUGGACAGCCGGAUAAUUAUGCUGGGAGAGAAGCAUGUGGUAUAAUUUUGGCAUACGGAGCCUGGGAAGAUACUUUAUGUACAGGUCUAAGACCCUUUAUAUGCUACAAUGCUAAUUUCAGUGGUGCUGACAGGUUCAUCGGCAUAUCUAAUCCUUAUUUGAACUGGAUUGAAGCUCAGUCUUACUGUCGAACACAUCACACAGACUUGGCUAGCUCUCUUAACAGCUCAGAUAACAACUUCCUAUUGCAGUUGUGGAAUAUCCAGGGAAAUUCCUGGAUUGGACUCUACAGAGACACAUGGAAAUGGUCAGAUGGGACAAUCACUUCAAACCUACCAUGGAGUUCUGGACAACCUAAUAAUUAUGGGGGCUAUGAAAACUGUGGAGCAUAUUAUAACAACGUGUUUGAUGAUUAUUCAUGCAGCUACCAAACCUAUUUCUACUGUCACACCAUUCCACCAGUGAGGCAACGGCAGAUAGUGAGACUGCAGGUGAAGUCUGAUGGCAGUGUGUUAGAUCCUGCUGUGCAUUCGUCUAUUUUAGAACAGAUCAAGCAGAAACUGGCAGAAAAGGGCAUCAUGGAGAACACCACAGUGACUUGGAGGGUGCAGCCAGAUAAAAAUAUCUUCUGCAAGACAAAAAAGGAUGAUCUGUAACGUCUAAAUCAGGGAUGUCAACCUGAAAUUCUAUUUUUGAGAGAUACUAAGACGCCAUAACUGAAGUCUAUUUUUUUGGUAACAUCAGUAAACUAUAGGAUCUUAAAAUAGAACAGACAUUUAUAUAGGAAAAAGAAGAGCUUAGAAACUUUUUAAAACUUUUCAUUGCUUGUUAUGACAAUGACCGCACAACAUAAUGUGCUUCUGUUUUUAGACACAAGUGUGAUUUACAUCAAGCACAGCACACAGGCAUUUAUUUUAACCUCACCACAGUUUCUGCUGCAGCUGGCUUGACUAUAGAAGAAUUUUCCAGGCUGAUUUUGGACUGUUAUAUGUGGACACAUAUUUGGUGACAUUAUUGAAAUUGUGAAUCACUACUUAUUGUUUAUAGAUUCCUUUACAUGAAUGUUCAAUGUUUGCUAAAUUUUAAACUGAAAAGUGAAGUCCAUUUGCUAGUGUAUUUACUGUCUUACAGAGGGCACAGUGACUUGGUGUUUCCUCCUGGCACUUUUGUUUCCUAAUUUUGCCCUGUUCUUUUGUUUUUCUUUGUUUGAGGGGACAUAAGUUAGACCAAAUAAAACAUUUUCUGAACACAAAGAAAAAAAAAAUUGGGGUCAAUAUUUUAAAUGAUAAAUCUUGCCGAAUCUUUCAAAGUUUCAUUACACAAGAGCAAUGAAACAACAUCAACAGAUAAAAUAAUUUAAAUGAAUAUGAUCUUUGUCCAGAUGGCCUUCCUAUCUAAAUCCUUCACCAGUCUGUUCCAGUUAACUAUACAAAUUUGCAGUAGAGACACAGUCAUUGAUAAUCAUUAAAACAAAGACGGGGGAAACAAGCUGUCCUACUGAGGUAUUAAGUCAGUCAGAAAAAGAAGUGGUGUCCAUCACCUUUUCCCUCCAUCAACCGUGACUGAUGUCAUUUCCAAAUACAGCCACAUCACAUAUUGUGGUCCUCCACCUAACACUGACAGCACAGAAAAUACUUCAAUCAUCAAGCCACUCACAGUAGAAACCUGAGUUUGCUUAACUAUGUCUUUUUAUGGUAAGUGCCUUCAGAUGGCUACACUAUCGAUUUGCUCGAUUUGCUGUAAAUUCUAGA
Messenger RNA from Hemibagrus wyckioides, 2186 nucleotides. RefSeq names its product C-type mannose receptor 2-like. The transcript is spliced from 6 exons. The record is from RefSeq and is a predicted model, not a curated record. NCBI's taxonomy places the organism in Eukaryota, Metazoa, Chordata, Actinopteri, Siluriformes, Bagridae. Bases 129 to 1091 code for a protein of 320 amino acids.